UUACUUGCUAAACUUCAUCAAAAAAUAAACUGUUCAACUUAACACAACGGGAAAAUGAUCUUGGAAAUCGAAGAAGAUUUGCGAGAUUUUGCGACGGUUUACAAGAAAGAUUAUUCUCAAAAAAAAGCUGAAAAAUUAACCAAAUAUAGAUCGUUAAUAGAUUAUCCACCUUUUAAUAUCUUGAGCGGACCGUACAAGCAGUACUUGAACACGCGACUAGAAAAUCAAUUGUUGCCUCACAUUGAACAGAGCGAAGAUCCAGAGGACAACUUAAACAGAAUGCGCGACAAGUUUCCCCAUUUGAAAAAAACUUUGCCGCAAAUUGUGCCGGACGAAAAUAUUAUAGAACGCGAAAAAAAAAUAUCACGGAAGAGCGUGUAUCAAGUGGAUUAUUUGAAGGAAGUUGAUCACGUUAUUAGAGAUGUCAAACUGCCAGAAGACUGGAUGAUACCUGAAACACUUCAAAAACGCUCGUACCGAAAUCCGUGGAUGAUCGCAACGAAAGACUUGCUAAAACGGCCAAAAUCUCUCAAACCACGUGACAACUUGGAUCCCAAUGUUACAGAACGAGCUAUUCUCCGUGUUACGUACGUGAGAGUUGUACAAAUAUUCAAACAAAUUCAGACAAUUGUCAUAUCAUCUUUACUACGCAAAGACAUGAAAGAAAUAUUAUAUUUCUCUUUUGCAUAUAGAACAGGAAAUUCCGAGUAUAUUGACGCAAUAGGAGCUAUAGGAGAAAGAAUUAUGCAACAAGCCUCAUCCGAAUUACAAGAACGCGUCAAAUCGCAAGUCGUUACGAAAUUCUGAAAUAUUCGAGUAAAUUUCGACAUAUAUGCGACCGUUAGGAUAAAAACAUUUGACUCUCCCAUUAAAAGUAACCUAAACUAUUUUUAAGUUACAAUUUAACAGUUUGGACAUAAGUUCACAUUUGCAUGCAAAGUGUCAAAAUCGCAAAUGAAAAAUAUAAAAAUAACUAGAAAAAUCCUUUCAUAUUUUUCAUACAAUAAUGAUGAUUCCACUUAUAUAACAUCGCUUGUGUAUAUUCGAUAAAAAUUAAAUUAUAUGCUAAAAGUACUUAUAAUUACAGCUGUACAGAUCAAGGAUUAAAAUACCAUGCAAUUUCGCUGAAUUAUUGCGGUUCAAGUUACCAUUCUUAAGAACUUAAAAAGCUUUGCAGUUAUCACAUACUUUCCUUAUAUCCAAAGAUCAAAAACUUCAGCGAAAUAAUACUGACUUUAAUCCCUUGUUACAAAUUCCUUUCAUACAUUCAUAUUAGUACACAUAUGUACCAUAAAUUGCUUACUUAUCUUACUUAACUUUUAUUUUCGUGUUAAUUAUUUACAUGUCUCAAAUGUGUCCUACAUUUACAAAACAUUUCCCGCAACUUACGUUGCUCAAUUUUGUGCGUAUUUGAAAACAUAUCUGAUUUUUUAUUAGGCAUUUAUCAAAAUUAUAAUAAUUAAAAGAGAAGAAAGAAAAACUCAUCAUCAAUUAGGUUUAAACAUUGAGCAACGAAUUAUUAAUCUAAUUUUACAGUUUUUGUUGAUACCGAAAUAUAUAUACUUGAUACACAUACAUAAAAACACACACAGAUAAGCAAUUCCCCUAAAAUUAUGUUUGUACAACUUCUGUAAUAUCACCAAAAAAAUUAUUCUUUUGCUUCAGAUAUAUUGAAAUUCUUAUAGGACAAUGUUAAGUGCAAUUUAGACGUAAGUUAACUAAGAUAAUGUACAAAGUAGAAGUAGUUAGAGUAAGAAAACGAUAUAUGUAAGUUG
This is a messenger RNA of Pseudomyrmex gracilis, 1775 nucleotides long. RefSeq lists its product as uncharacterized. The transcript is spliced from 3 exons. The record is from RefSeq and is a predicted model, not a curated record. NCBI's taxonomy places the organism in Eukaryota, Metazoa, Arthropoda, Insecta, Hymenoptera, Formicidae. The coding region runs from base 55 to 807 and encodes 250 amino acids.